AUGGCCUGUCCCACGCAAGCAGGUGGCCACAGAGCGGGACCGCGUCGCAUGACUGACCCUCUGAGCAAGGCGCUGUCACGAGGACGUGGAGGGUCACAAGACUUGAUCUCUCAGUGUUCCCUCAGGAAUGAGCACCCUUCAUGUCUUCUCUUUCCAGGUGCGCUGCUGGUCUACACGCUUUCCGUCUACGACCUCGCGCAGUCUCGCGCGAUCUCGGAGCACUCCACGUUCACCGUGUCUGCGAACCACUGCGGGCCGUGUUCCAGCACCAUCUUGAGGACGUCCCCGUGCGAAGACCUUCGCCAGCGACUCAUCACAUCCUGCUCCUACAUUUUUCGACAUGGGUUAUCGGAUGUGUUGAGGCACUUUACUACCCUCCUGCGAGAAGAGUAUCAUCCAUUUAGUAACCAGGAUCUCACAUUAACAGACUCAUGCUCUGCAUAUAGGAUGCUGACCGAAGCCUCCUUCAGACUCCGCAGAGCUGAAGCCUUUGUUCCGACCUGGCAUUCGUCACUUUACGCGUUCGGUCACAGCGCAGAAGAACCGUUAUGUCUCUUGAAAGCCAUGUUGGAGGAUCGCGUGAACAUUAACUCCUGUAACUGCACGAUUGUACGAGAGGAGACCGCCUCCAGUUGGACAGAGUCGUUUGUACAAGCAUUCGACGAUGUUCGCACAGCACGCUACAUGAUCAGGCAGGUGAGGGACCACGCUGUGUUGAACAGCAGUCAGUUCUGCCAACCGUCGGCGACCCAGCUGCACCCCACGAGCCCUCCAUGACGGCUGUGACGCAAGCCAAUCAGCAAAGACGUUACAUUUCCUCAUUUCCUUUCUUUACUGCAGCAGUGAUUGUAAAGGUUGCUAACACCUGAGUGGGGAUUGUCACCUUGGGCUGCUGAUGUACAUUUGCUCCUUCAUUUGUUCUUAAGUGUUAAAUUGUCGUUGCAAGAUAUGUUAUACACUAUUGCAGCAGUUGCCCCAACAUCUGUGUUACGAUAAUAUGUCCAUUACCAUGACCUGAGAUGCUAAAACUACGUUUAUUUGUCAUAAAUAAUAAUGUUACUCUUCUAACAUCAGUUUCUUCCUGGUAUUCCCUAUAUUAAUCAUAAGUCAUUUGUAAAGCAGCACAACGUGCUCUUAAGACACUUUCAUCCAGUUUCGCAGUACACGACUUUGUUUAAAAAAAAAAAAGUGCGUUCUUAUUAUGAGCAGUCUUUUGUAAUAAGAACGGGUUUAUCAAAAGCUGCAACACAGUAUUGGUCAGCGCGUUUAGAUUGGUACAUUUUUUGCAGCUAGUUGAACAGCAAUGUAAAAAUAAAUGUUAUUUACUAACAAUUACCAUACAGUUAAUCUUUUAUCCAUGAUAUUUGAUUGUCACAUUAUUUCUUACAUAGAACGGCAGUACUAUUGUCUGGCAUAUGAAAACAAUUUGCUUCUCAUGCAAAUAAAACAUUUGGCAUGCAUGGCAACUGCUUACUCUAAGAAAUGAUCCAGGCUGCAUUGAUAGAAGUCUAUUAGUAUCAAAUGUAAAUAAAGACAUCACGCAUUUGAAAUCUGACUAGUUUGGUGUGCAUGUAUACUGGUCAUCAAAAAAAAUUAAUGAUGCUUUCUUCCUAACUGGUCUAUUAACCCAUGGCUGUGUUAUCUGAUUUUAGAUGCAAAACUUUGUGGCACAUG
Messenger RNA from Pomacea canaliculata, 1674 nucleotides. RefSeq lists its product as uncharacterized. The record is from RefSeq and is a predicted model, not a curated record. The transcript is spliced from 4 exons. Bases 1 to 777 code for a protein of 258 amino acids. NCBI's taxonomy places the organism in Eukaryota, Metazoa, Mollusca, Gastropoda, Architaenioglossa, Ampullariidae.